Nakaseomyces glabratus is the source of this 1752-nucleotide messenger RNA. RefSeq names its product Mcm10p (gene MCM10). The record is from RefSeq and is a predicted model, not a curated record. Gene Ontology annotation, cellular component: nucleus; nuclear replication fork. Gene Ontology annotation, biological process: DNA replication initiation; DNA replication. Gene Ontology annotation, molecular function: DNA replication origin binding; single-stranded DNA binding. NCBI's taxonomy places the organism in Eukaryota, Fungi, Ascomycota, Saccharomycetes, Saccharomycetales, Saccharomycetaceae.
AUGGUUCAUAUAAUUGAUAAUGAUCCAAGGGAAGUAAAAUUACUUGACCCAUAUACUGAUUUAUCAGAAGAUGACAAAGAGCAGGAGUCAGAUAUACAAAGAGAAUUGGAAAUGAUUGAGCGAAAGAAGCAAGAUCUUAUAUCAAGAUUAAAGGAGAAUAAACGGAAACUUUUGAGCAAACAACUUGAUCCAAAUAUGAAAAACAUCAAUAGCAGAGGAAGAGUCGAGGUACCGAGAUCUCCCAAACGUGAAUCCUUACCUGCACAAGAAAACCUUCAACAUAAUGUCCCACAAGUUACACAUAAUCAAGCGGCCAAUAACAAGAAGGCAAAUCCCAAUGAAGAGGAUAUUGUGCGUAAAGAACUUGAUGUUGUUGCGACGACAUCAUAUUUUCAGAAUAAAUUCAAGAACUCUAAAACAGAUGAGAAUAGGAUGGUUACUGCUUACCAACAGAUGAUGUCCGCCCGUACUCACACCUUUAAUGGGUCCACUAGCUUAUCCGAUAAUAAAACCAUACAGUGUGAUGAACUAGAACCUUAUUCAAACUUUCACAUCAAAAAGAGGUAUAUACCUAAGGAUGAAGUCGAUAAAUUACUGCAUGGAAUAAAAAUACUAAGAUUGAACAAACUAUUUGCUAAAGUUAGACCACCUUCCUUCUCUGAGCCACAAUACUCAAACUGGGUUGCAAUUGGUGCAAUAAGUUCAAAGGAGGACGUCAAGCUUACCAAUGCAGCAAAACCUGUCAAGUACUUCAAGUUCACCUUGACUGAUUUCAGGCAUAACCUAGAUGUGUAUGUGUUUGGCAAAAAACCAGUCGAAAGGUACUAUAAUCUUCGAGUUGGAGACAUUAUAGCCGUUCUGAAUCCAGAGAUUCUUCCAUGGAGACCUUCGGGAUGUGUUAACGGUAUUAAAUCAUUCAACUUGAGAAUAGGCCAUGAUUUCAAUUGCAUUCUAGAAAUCGGAGCCAGCAGGGAUCUAGGCUGGUGCCAAAUGGUAAAUCACGGACAGAGUAAGAUUUGUAAUUCUCCAAUUAAUACUAAAACCGAUAGGUGUUGUGAGUUUCACCGUGAGCUACAAAUGAGAAGCACUGCAUCAAAGAGAAUAGAGCUGAGUGGUUCAUACGCUUUAGGAGCUCCUACUAAAGUUGGAACACAACCUUCCAUAUAUAAGGAUAAUAAUAAGAGUAGAAAUACUAACCCUGCUAAACAUAAAAUGUUUUCAAUAACCGGGCAUGGCUCAAAAAAAGAACAAGAGAAAGAAAAACAUGAAAUAGAAGCACAUCACUUUUCAAAUAAAAGAGCGGCUAAGGCCUUCUUUGAUGAUUCGUUUCAAGAUCCAAGCCUUCUAGCUAAUCUGGAAAGUAAGCGACGCAAGAUAAAAGCAUCUAAAAUGGAUAGAAAUUUAUUAAAAGCUUUAAAUGGUGAAGAUGCUUCACAGUCCAAGAAUAAACAGCAAGUAAAAGAGAUCACAGAGAAAACUUUACAAACUGGUGUAAUACAAAGACUUGGUUUUGAUCCAAGUGGCGGUCAAAUUGCAAAGGUAUUGGACAAGUCAAGAGGAACUAAAACCGACGACCCAACAAUCUCAAAAAAAAUGGGUCUUAUCAACGAUUUGAUACAUUUCAAGAAGGAUAAAAUAAAACUUAAGCCAUCAAGAGAAAUUCAGCUUGAGAAACGGCAUCGUAGAGAAGCUAUAUGGAAGAAACACUUUCAAGAUACAAAUGAUAGUGAUAGUGACUUAGAAAUUGUCUAA